This is a messenger RNA of Cucumis sativus (cucumber), 2205 nucleotides long. Its product is annotated as potassium channel AKT2/3. Gene Ontology annotation, molecular function: voltage-gated potassium channel activity. The record is from RefSeq and is a predicted model, not a curated record. Bases 180 to 2090 code for a protein of 636 amino acids. Lineage: Eukaryota; Viridiplantae; Streptophyta; Magnoliopsida; Cucurbitales; Cucurbitaceae. Gene Ontology annotation, cellular component: membrane. Gene Ontology annotation, biological process: potassium ion transport; transmembrane transport. The transcript is spliced from 9 exons.
GAAAAUCCCAAAACAUUUUGAAAGGACCACCAACCCAACUUUCCCAUCCUCCACAAUAAUAAUACCACCAUUUCACCAUCCUCCUUUUAACUUCCCUCAUACCCCCAUUACCACUUUCAUUUAUAUAUAUUCUCCUCCCUAAGAAACAUUCAUCUCCUGCCUUGAAUUAGCAUCUGAUCAUGGAGAUGAAUCUCCCCAACGGGUUUGGAGCAGCCGAGAAAAAUAAUGGCGAAGAGAAGAAGAGGGAAGACCAGAAGCAAGGAAGCGAAGAUGACAACAACGACAGCGAUAGUGAUAGCGACAUGCCGUCGUCGUUGAGCCUUAGAGAACUUUCCAAGGUUAUACUUCCACCUUUGGGAGUUUCAAGCUUCACUGAUGGCAGUAAUAGAGUUAAGUCUAAUAGAUGGAUCAUCUCUCCCAUGAGCUCAAGAUACAGGUGGUGGCAGUCGUUCAUGGUUGUUUUGGUUUCUUACUCGGUGUGGGUUUACCCAUUGGAAGUGGCGUUUCUGGACGCAAUUCCCAGGCGAAAAUUAUUAAUUGUUGAUACUGUUGUCGAUCUCUUCUUCGCCAUUGAUAUUGUCUUCACCUUCUUCGUUUCUUACAUUGACCAUCGCACUCAGCUUCUCGUUCGUGAUUCUAAGAAGAUAGCUAUCAGGUACUUGUCCACAUGGUUCUUGAUGGAUUUGGCAUCAACAAUCCCAUUUGAUACACUGGCCUAUCUGUCCACAGGCAAAUAUGAUCUUUGUCUCCCUUUUGCCCUCCUAGGAUUGCUAAGAUUUUGGCGAUUGCGACGUGUCAAGCAAUUUUUUACCAGGCUUGAAAAGGACAUUAGAUUCAGCUACUUUUGGGUUAGAUGUGCUAGGCUCCUAUCUGUCACUUUAUUUUAUGUCCACUGUGCCGGAUGCGUCUACUACUUAUUGGCUGACCGAUAUCCACAUGAAGGGAAAACCUGGAUUGGAACCUUAUUUCCAAAUUUCAAAGAGAUUAGCUUUGGAGUGAGAUAUACUUCAGCCAUGUAUUGGUCUAUCACCACAAUGACAACUGUUGGUUAUGGUGAUCUUCAUGCUGUGAACACCGUGGAAAUGAUCUUUAUCAUUUUCUACAUGCUCUUCAAUCUGGGGCUUACUGCUUACUUGAUCGGUAACAUGACAAACUUAGUUGUUGAAGGAACUCGCCGCACAAUGGAAUUUAGAAACAGCAUUGAAAUGGCAUCGAACUUUGUUAACCGGAAUCGCCUGCCUUCGAGGUUGAAGGAACACAUAUUGGCAUACAUGUGCUUGAGAUUCAAGGCUGAGAGCCUAAACCAACAGCAUCUGAUUGAACAGCUUCCAAAGUCAAUUUGCAAAAGCAUAUGUCAGCAAUUGUUUUUGCCGACCGUGGAGAAAGUCUACCUCUUCAAGGGUGUUUCAAAGGAAACACUUGUGGUGCUGGUAGCGAAGAUGAAAGCCGAGUAUAUACCGCCUAAGGAGGACGUGAUAAUACAAAAUGACACUCCUGAUGAAGUUUAUAUCAUUGUGUCUGGGGAAAUUGAAAUUAUUGACUGUGAGAUGGAUGUGGAACGGAUUGUUGGGACGCUACACUGUGGCAGUAUGUUUGGGGAAGUAGGAGCACUUUGUUGCAAAAACCAAAGUUUUACAUACAGAACCAGAACUCUUUCACAGCUCUUGAAGCUGAAAACAAGUGUAUUACAGGAAGCUAUGAAUUUCAAACAAGAAGACAGUAUGGUCAUUGUCAAGAACUUCCUUCAGGAGCGUGAGCUCAGCCACAAAAUCACCAUAGAAGGCUCACCCGAAAAAGAGGUGCCGACGCUGAUCGAAGAAAAGGAUCAAAGUUUCAACUGGAAACACUCCAUUGAAUUAGAUUUUGCUAGAGUGAACAUAUACAAAGGCCAUCCAGUAGCCAGAAAACAGGCUUCUUGUGAUGAUCCUGGAAAGCUGAUCAGAUUGCCACAUUCAAUGGAGGAGCUCAAAAAACUUGCAGGUGAAAAGUUUGGAUUUGAUGCAAGAAAUGCUGUUUUGACAAAUGAAGAAGGCUCUGAAAUUGAUUCUAUUGAUGUGAUAAGGGAUAAUGAUAAGAUUUAUUUUUCAUAGUUGCAGAUGAUGAAUCCUUGUAAUCUGAGGCUAUGAAAAUAAAUAGCUAUUCGAUAACCAAGGGAGAUUUUCCCCUAAAAAAUUAGAGAAAAAAGGGGAAAAGUUGCUAAGCAAA